This is a messenger RNA of Lactuca virosa, 3241 nucleotides long. NCBI's taxonomy places the organism in Eukaryota, Viridiplantae, Streptophyta, Magnoliopsida, Asterales, Asteraceae. The record is from the annotation of a GenBank genome assembly.
UAGGGUUUGCGAAAGGCCACUCAGUCAAAGGGCAUUCGCAUUUCGUCAUCUGUUUUCUUUAUCGCACAUAGAAGCAGGUAGAGAUGCCAACCUACAAGAUCAGGGGAAUCAAUGUCGAAUUCCCCUUUGAGGCGUACGAUUGCCAGCUCGUUUACAUGGAAAAAGUCAUCCAAUCUCUUCAAGACAGGUCUAACGCCCUAUUAGAGAGUCCUACUGGAACUGGCAAAACAUUAUGUCUUCUGUGUGCCACUUUAGCUUGGAGAAAGAGUUUGGGUAGUUUCUCAACAGGUAGGAAUGCGAUAAGAAGUCAGGACACAGGAGGCAAAAACUCAGAAGGACCAUCGUCACAGUCAGAAUCAUCACGGCUUCCCACAAUCAUAUACACUUCACGCACUCACAGCCAGAUUCGACAAGUGGUUCAAGAGCUCAAAAGAACCAUCUACAGACCCAAAAUGGUUGUAUUAGGAUCUCGUGAGCAAUUAUGCAUUCACCCUGAUGUAAGUUUACUUCAUGGGAAAACACAGACAAAUGCCUGUCAUUUCCUAUGUCAAAAACGCACAAAACGGUAUUGUACCCAUUUUCCUCGUGUCUCAGAAUUUGUGAAGAAUAAUCCUGGUCUUGGUGAUGAACCUAUUGACAUAGAGGACUUGGUCAAUAUUGGGAAACAGAGUGGCCCAUGCCCUUAUUAUAUGUCACGUGAGCUCCAUAAAGUUGUUGAUAUCUUAUUUGCACCUUACAACUAUCUUAUCGAUCCUGGCAAUAGAAAAUCUUUGAGCAUUGAAUGGGCAAACAGUAUACUUAUAUUUGAUGAAGCUCACAAUCUUGAGGGAAUAUGUGCAGAUGCUGCCUCUUUUGACCUACCUUCUUCCCUCUUAACUUCAUGUAUUUCUGAAGCACAAAACUGUGUAGACCUUGCUGUUUCCAGGAGAGAUCAAUCAAAUGACACAUCAUAUAAUCCAGAUAACUUUGCUAUUCUCAAAGCACUUCUGUUAAAGCUUGAGAAGCGAAUUUCUGAAGUUCAAAUUGACUCCAAAGAAUUGGGCUUUACCAAACCUGGUCCUUACAUCUAUGAGCUUUUUGGUGAGCUAAAUAUCACACACAAAACAGCCACCAAGCUCAUUGACACAAUUGAAGAUGCAACUGUAUUACUUGAAGAAGAUGCAAAAACCAGUGAUCCUCAAAAGACAAAGGGAACUGUGAAUAGGUUGGAGAGUAUAUCAGACAUUCUUAAAAUAAUCUUCAAAAGUGAUGGAAACGACGCCCAUGCUAAAUAUUAUCGUGUUCAUGUUCAGGAAGUUGAAGUGAAAUCAAGUGAUACAUUUAAAGGCAAAGCAUCUAGAAUCUUCAGCUGGUGGUGUUUUAAUCCUGGCGUUGCUAUGGAAGAAUUUGCAAAAAGAGAUGUUGGAUCUAUUAUUUUGACAUCUGGCACUUUAUCACCUAUGGAUUCAUUUGCUGAGGAACUGAAGCUUAAUUUUCCUAUACGUUUGGAGAACCCUCAUGUUAUACAAGACAAUCAAUUAUGGGCUGGAAUUGUUCCAGUGGGGCCCUCUGGUCAUCCGUUUAAUUCUUCUUAUAGGACACGCGAUUCUCCUGAAUAUAAACUAAAUUUGGGUAAUUCGAUUGUGAAUUUUGCUCGAAUAGUACCAGAUGGGCUUCUUGUCUUUUUUCCAUCUUACUACCUUUUGAAUCUGUGCAUUGAUUUCUGGAAGAACACGGGUGUAACUUCAACAAAUUCAAGUACUAUAUGGGAAAGAAUCUGUAAACAUAAGCUACCAGUUGUGGAGCCUAGACAAUCUUCACUUUUUCCCCAAGCAAUUGAUGACUACAUGGCUAAGUUAAGAGACAACUCAACUACUGGAGCAGUGUUUUUUGCUGUAUGUCGUGGAAAGGUAAGUGAAGGACUAGAUUUUGCUGAUCAAGCUGGAAGAGCUGUGAUUGUGACUGGAAUUCCAUUUGCAAUGAGGAAUGAUCCAAAAAUCCGUUUAAAACGUGAGUUUUUAGAUCAACAGGCACUCUCCCAAAAAGGAUCCAAGGUUCUCACAGGAGAAGAGUGGUACAGUCAACAAGCGUCACGGGCGGUCAACCAAGCUGUGGGACGUGUCAUUCGUCAUCGCCAUGAUCACGGGGCAAUUAUUUUUUGUGAUGAAAGAUUUUCAAAAUCAAACCAUCAGUCCCAGAUUUCACUAUGGAUACGGCCUCACCUCAAGUGUUACUCCAAAUUUGGGGAUGUGGUUUUUACGUUGACCCGUUUCUUUCGUGAUGCUGCAAUUAGCUGUCCAGUGAAACAAAAGUCAACUCAGAUUCAAGAACCAGGAGAAAAAAGUAGUCGGGACAAGAUCAUAUCUCUGGACAAACUUGAUCAGGACAAAUUUCUAAAAUCUUUAAUUGCCACAUCAGAUAAAUCUUGGUCUAUAGAACCAUCAUCAUCAUCAUUGCCAUGUUCGAGUGAAUUAAGGCGAGUCAACAUUUCGUCUCGGCUUAGUCAAAUACUUCCUGCAAACCGGUCAAAUCUUUCUUUCAAUGCACAAAAACAGACUUCAAGUUUGAAAAAUAAUAAUAAUAAUAGCAACGUGGAAAUAAAAAAACAUGAAGUGAUUGAUUUGGUAGAUGAAGAAACAAGCAGUGAAUUAUCCGCACCUUAUUUUAUAAAAAAGCGUAAAAUUGAAAACCCUAAAAAUGAAAACUUGUUACAAAAGUGUGAGAGUGGAACCAGAGAAGUUAAAAAGGAGAUAGCUGUAGAAAGGAGGACUGAAUUCGUCAAUUUAGAAACUGUAAGGGGUAGUUCAAGUUCAAAUUCAACCUCUUUGGCUUGUGAGAACCAGGAGAAGAAGGGAUCCACUUUUCUUAUUCAGGUUAGAGAGAAGCUUAGUGAUGGAGAAUAUAAAGAAUUUGUGGGAUUUAUGAAAGCACUUAAAUCUAAAGCAAUGAAGAUAGGUCAUGUUCUUCAAUGUAUCAUGGGAUUAUUUUCUGCACCAGAUAGACUUCCUCUUCUCCAAAGAUUUAAGGAUUAUAUUCCUGCAAAAUAUCAUACAUUGUAUGAAGAAUAUUUGGAGAAAACAAAAACAAAUGAUGCAGUAGCUGUAGAUCUUUUAUAAAAGGUAGUGUUCUUGUGUAAAAUUAUUUACCCUACCAUUAAUUAUCAUUAAAGUUAUAUGAUGUGUCUUGAAAAUAAUCAUUUAACAAGCAACUUAUUUCUAAGAAAUAACGGAAAUUGAGGUGUUUGAUGUAACUUUUGGCUGGG